Messenger RNA from Coccomyxa subellipsoidea C-169, 1329 nucleotides. Its product is annotated as laminin A. The record is from RefSeq and is a predicted model, not a curated record. The transcript has 7 exons. NCBI's taxonomy places the organism in Eukaryota, Viridiplantae, Chlorophyta, Trebouxiophyceae, Coccomyxaceae. Gene Ontology annotation, biological process: phospholipid catabolic process. Gene Ontology annotation, molecular function: glycerophospholipase activity. Gene Ontology annotation, cellular component: extracellular region. The annotation marks the transcript as partial.
GCCGCAGGGUUCUUGGAAGGAUACCUGACAGCGCACAGGAUAUAUGAUCACCAUGUGAACAUGGAGGCCUUCUUCAACAUCAGCACAUCGGGCCCUUCAGAUUGGCUGCUUGCUCAAGACGCAUGGGCGCAAGAGCAAGUUGCCACCGGCGCAACACCGUACUGGACAACCCUGGGACUGAUUCUGCAGCAGCAUGAGGGUCUCAUGGAUGGCUACAAUCUGGCAGCCAAUGAGACUCAAAACUCAGCAGCAGGCAGCUCUCCUUUGCCAAAGCUGGAUCGCAUAGACUUCCUGAAGCUCAGCGCUGUGGGUGAUCUUGAUGCGAGCGAUAUGGAAGGAACACUGGCUUCAAUGGGACACUGUAGCGCACUCGUGAAGGUUACUGGCAAUUACAGCGAUCUUUUCCUCGCCCAUUCCUCCUGGUUCACAUACAGCGGUAUGGUGAGGAUAUACAAGCAUUAUGACUUUGCCGUGGCCAGUCCUCACCAUAAAUUGAGGCGGACAUCCUUCAGCAGCUAUCCGGGGGAACUGAGCAGCGACGAUGAUUUCUACCUGAUGGAUACUGGGCUGGCUCUGCUCCAGACAACCAAUGACAUCCUCGACACUGAGCUGUACAAACUGCUGACACCAAAGUCUGUCCUGAACUGGCAGCGUGUGAGGCUUGCCAAUGCAAUGGCUGACACCGGGAAGGAGUGGGCGGACAUUGUUUCUGAAAACAACUCCGGAACUUACAACAACCAAUAUAUUAUUGUUGACCUGAAGCUCUUCAGGCCUGGCCAGGAAUUACAACCCAACCUACUGUGGGUUGUCGAGCAAAUACCGGGAUUGACUGUUGCUGAAGAUCAGACUGAAAUUCUUUCGAGGGGAUAUUGGCCGUCUUACAAUGUUCCAUUCUACCCAGAGAUAUACAGGUUUGAAGCAGCCCCCACAUCCCAGCUGUCCUUCUUUCAGACCUGGUUCAUCAUCUAUCAGUUGGCGCCCAGGGCAACAAUUUUUCGGAGAGAUGCUGGGAACGUCACAGACCUUGAUUCCUUGAAGCGCCUGAUGCGCUCCAACAACUAUCAGAACGAUCCAUACUCAGACGGCAAGGCGCUCAACGCGAUCUGCGGCCGCGGCGAUCUGGACGGUGCCAAGCCGCGCGCGUACGGCUGCUACGACUCCAAGGUUGCAAAUUUCGAAAUGGCGCGGCGGCUGGCCGCGCAGGGGAUUGUGGGGCCGGCCGGCAAGGAAGCCGGGCUGAAGCCGUUCGAGUGGACUGAGAGCAGGUUUGAAAACGUGUCUCACCAAGGCCAGCCGCGCGUGUUCGAUUUUAAAUACGAGCCGCUGUCG